AUGUUUAGAAUGUCCUUCAAGUAGGACAUCUGUCUUAUCAGGUAGCUACUUUGAAUGUAUUUGUACUGCACCAAAUACUUUUGAUGACGGAAGCUAACUAGAAUGCGAAUAAUGCGAUCAAACUUGUCAAACUUGCUAUGGUCCUCUUUCUUCAAAUUGUUUAACUUGCAAUAAAUUAUACAGAUAGUCAGAAUUAUCAUCAUGUGUUUGUCCUCCUGAAUAUUAUGAUGUUGGAUAACUAGAAUGUACAAGUAAGCAUAAUUAAAUAAAAAAGAAUGCCACUAUUCUUGUUACAAAUGCUUCAAUGAGAAGGCAGAUGGCUGCAUUGUUUGUUCAUUGGAGCUUAGUUUAAGAAUAAUAAAAGGUAAUAUUUGCAAAUGUAUUGAUGAAUAUUAUGAUGAGGCAGGAAUUUCAAAGUGUCAAAGUAAAUAUCAUAAAUAUUAAUUACUCAGAAUGUUCAUAUAGAUGUGAGAAAUGUGAAAAUUAACCAGAUUAAUGUUUGAGCUGUCCCUUAAAUUCAAAACGCUCAUUUGAUCCUAUCAAAGGAUGCCCUUGCCCAUCAGAAUACUUUGAUUAAGAGGAUGAAAUAAAUUGUUAAAGUAGAAUUAAUAUAAAUUAGAGAAUGUCAUUUCAAAUGCAAAGGAUGUUAUGGUAAGGAUUAAACUGAAUGUCUCUCUUGUGAUUCUUCUGCCUAUAGAGAGAUUUAAGUUAGUUCCUGUUUAUGCUAACCUCAUUAUUUUGAAAUAGAGUUUUCAGAUUGUGGAAGUAACUAUUCUAUCUAACAUUAGUUUGUCGGGCAUUCUGUUAUGAAUGUGUAUAGGAUUCCUCAAAUUGUACAUCAUGUUAUAGCGAUAGAUAUUUAGUUGGAAAUACUUGCAAAUGCAUUACGAAGUAAUAAGGAGCACUUAUAAGUAUGUUUGAAUAUAAUGGAAUGA
Messenger RNA from Paramecium octaurelia, 935 nucleotides. NCBI's taxonomy places the organism in Eukaryota, Ciliophora, Oligohymenophorea, Peniculida, Parameciidae. The record is from the annotation of a GenBank genome assembly.